This is a messenger RNA of Aaosphaeria arxii CBS 175.79, 1007 nucleotides long. RefSeq names its product S-adenosyl-L-methionine-dependent methyltransferase. Gene Ontology annotation, molecular function: thiopurine S-methyltransferase activity. Lineage: Eukaryota; Fungi; Ascomycota; Dothideomycetes; Pleosporales. The transcript is spliced from 2 exons. Bases 88 to 957 code for a protein of 289 amino acids. The record is from RefSeq and is a predicted model, not a curated record.
AGCAAUUGCUACCUAGCCUCCAAUCGAGCUUGAAUUCGACAUUUUCCACACGUAAAAGGCAUCGAAUUAGCACCUCGGCCCUCAAAAAUGUCUACUCCAAACGUCAACUCCGCGCCCACCUCGGCCGCCCCCACCCAGAACCAAGACCGCCUCAAAACCUUCUUCGAGGGGCAGUCCGCCGACACGCAUCCGUCUCGAUGGGACGACCUUUGGAAAGCGGGCGAUUUUCUACCCUGGGAUCGCGGCUUCGUGAACCCCGCCCUCAUUGACGCCUUGAACGAACGGAAGGAGCUCUUCGGAUCGCCCAAGAAAGAGGAUGGUAGCAGGAAGAAGGUGCUUGUUCCCGGCUGUGGAAAGGGAUAUGAUUUAGUGCUUUUUGCAGCAUAUGGAUACGACGCAUUGGGUCUUGAGAUCAGCGAGAACGCCGUGAAAGCUGCGGAGGAGUUCCUUAAGAAUCCCGGCGAGGGCAAAGAGGGGGAGUACAAGACACAUGAUCCUGAGAUAGGCAGGGGCACUGCAACAGUGAUUCAGGCGGACUUUUUCAAAUAUGAUUGGAGAGAAGAAGAGGCAGGACCUUGCGGUAAAGGGUAUGAUUUGAUAUAUGAUAAUACGUUUCUAUCCGCGUUACCGCCUUCAUUGCGACCCGAUUGGGCUCUUCGCAUGUCUAGACUGGUGGUAGCUACCGGCAUCCUUGUAUGCCUUGAGUUUCCCACCCACAAGCCCCCCAAGUCUGGCGGUCCACCGUGGGCCUUGCCCCCUGAUGUCUACGAGGAGCUUUUCAAACGCCCAGGAAGCGUGAUAAACUAUGACGAAGAUGGCAGAGUGAUUAAAAACGAGGGGGCAACGAGUGAGAAUUCCCUCGCGAGAAUAGCUCACUGGAAACCCAAGCGGACUCAUCAGGUUGGGAUUAUCAAUGGUGAAGUCAAGGAUUGGGUGAGCGUCUGGAACCAUAAAUAGUCUCGUAGCGUUGGAAUGGGACAGGAUUGUGCAAUCAUUCGACGAUGCCC